AUGGAUACAGAAGAGUUGCAGAUUGGCUCCUCUGUAGGACAGCAACCCACUGUGCUUGAAGAUGAAGAUGAAGAUGAAGAAUUCGAUACCGAAGAUGAUGUUGAGGAGGAUGACGAUGACGUGAACGAAGAAGAGUCAGAAGAGGAAGGAGCCCACCAACAAAAGCAGAAAGAGACCGAGAUACAUACACAGAGCGAAGCACCUUCUUCUUCUCUAGAGGCUGAGGCUCUGGAGAGGGUGAAGCAGGACAUCCGGGCCAGAGCCGAGCGGCUGGCGCGCGACCUCGGCCUCCCGUUCUUCGCCGAGCCGCCGUCGGCGCAGCUCUCGCGCCAGUUCGAGUUUCUGGUGGAGGUGGCGCCCCAUCGCGUGCAGGUCACCCAACGCAAGCACGCUGCGCCCGCCAAGCGGAUGGCGCCCGUGUACGUUGAUUUUGUGCGAGGCGCGCUGGCCCACCGCACCAAGUUCGGUAACGACCAACGCUCGCCCAUGGCCCGCGCUGUGGGUGUGGGCAAGGAGCCCAACUUGUCCGUGCUGGACGCCACCGGAGGCCUGGGCAAGGACGCGUUCGUGUUGGCUUCGCUCGGGUGCCGCGUUACGCUCGUCGAGCGGAAUCCCGUCGUGCACGCUCUGUUGCGAGAUGGUCUGCAGCGAUUGCGCGACGCGGACAAGGGGAGGGAAUGGGAGGCCAACCUGCAACUGGUGCACGCCGACUCGACGCAGUACCUGCUUUCACUGCCCGUGGCAGAACGGCCAGACGUCAUCUAUAUCGACCCCAUGUACCCGCAUCCCAAGCGAAGGCAAAAGGCGUUGACCAAGAUCGGCAUGCAGCUGGCCCGCGCGCUUGUCGGCGACGACGCCGACGCCAACCGCCUGCUCGAAAUCGCCCAACAGGCAAGUGCGCAGGUGGCGAGGAAGCGAGUGGUGGUGAAGCGACCCAAGUAUGUGGCCGAAGAUCCUCGCGCGUCGCGCGCCUACAAGAGCCCUCGCACGCGCUUCGAAGUCCACGACACCGCCCUCCCGCCGCAGUAG
Messenger RNA from Acanthamoeba castellanii str. Neff, 1029 nucleotides. Its product is annotated as SAM-dependent methyltransferase. The transcript is spliced from 7 exons. Gene Ontology annotation, biological process: rRNA methylation. The record is from RefSeq and is a predicted model, not a curated record. Bases 1 to 1029 code for a protein of 342 amino acids. Gene Ontology annotation, molecular function: rRNA (guanine-N2-)-methyltransferase activity. Lineage: Eukaryota; Discosea; Longamoebia; Acanthamoebidae.